UCUCUCCCUCCUCCUCCUCGUCAUUUCUCCCCUCUCCUCCUGAGCUCAACCUUUGCUCUUCAGUCUCGGUUCUGGGUGUGGGUCACCCUCCCAGGCUGACUGGAAGCAGCAGCAGCAGGUUUGAUUCCUCCAGAAGCAGAUGGUUGGUGUGGGCUGGUUGAUAUCCAGAGAUGGAUCCAGAACUGUGGGUCACCCUGAACUCCUAUUAGACUGAAGGAAGAUGCAGCAUCAGCGGCUGCUCUGUCUGCUGCUGUGCGGUCAGAUCGGCGCCUCUCAGCUGCUCCGGAACCUAAAGUCCAGCUUGGGCCCUCAUUAUGAAUCCACCACCGCCGACAGGAAUGCGCAGGGCAGCCGCUGGCGCACAGUCAGCUGGUGGGACGAUGGAAGAACUUUAGCCAAAGUCCAGCUGCCUGGUACCGUAAACCCAGAACCAUCCGAACCGCUGGCAGCGAAGCUCCGAAGGUCUGCGCGUAAAAGCUCAGAUUUACGCACAGAGGAGAGAAAAGGCGGCGGCUCUGGGGGAGGAGAACAACCCGCGCUGGGAGCUGAACGCGUCGGUGGAACCGAUGAUCCGGAGAACAGGCCGAACCGGAGGAGACGGAAUGAGCCGCUUCUGGACCGACCCAAAGCUCUGCCUGUGUCCAUGGCGCAGGAACAGGACGCACUGUCCCCCUUGGUGUCCAACAGCAGCUAUGAGGAGGAGGACACCACCCCGCUGGGCCCGGUCACCCCGCGGACCAGACCCAAACACAUGAGGAACCCCUUCUACCCGCUCAGUGCGGCGUCCUGCGGGGCUUAUGCGGUGCUGAUGGCGGCCGUCGUCAUCUUCAGCGCGGGGAUCCUGGCCAACAUGGCGCUGAUGUGCAUAGUGUGCCAUAACUACUACAUGAGGAGCAUCUCCAACUCCCUGCUGGCCAACCUCGCGCUCUGGGACUUCAUCAUAGUCUUCCUCUGUCUGCCGCUCGUGGUUUUUCACGCGCUCACCAGGAACUGGCUGCUGGGAGAGUUCUCCUGCAGGAUCGUCCCCUAUCUGGAGGUGGCGUCUCUUGGGGUCACCACCUUCACGCUGUGCGCUCUGUGCAUCGAUCGUUUCCGUGCAGCCACCAAUGUGAAGAUGUACUAUGAGAUGAUUGAGAACUGGGCAUCCACUACAGCCAAGCUGGCCGUCAUCUGGGUGGGUGCCCUGCUGCUGGCUCUACCGGAGCUGCUGCUUCGGCAGCUGGUGACGGAGGACGGCGACCCACCGGACGUGGCACCUUGUGAGCGCUGCGUGGUCCGGAUCUCCACUGAGCUACCAGACACGCUGUACGUCCUGGGCCUCACCUACGAUGGUGCACGCCUCUGGUGGUACUUCGGCUGCUACUUCUGUCUGCCGACGCUGUUCACCAUCUGCAGCUCUCUGGUCACGGCCAAGAAGAUCCGAGGCGCUGAGCGAGCAUGCGUAAGGGGCAGCAAGAAGCAAAUCCAGCUGGAGAGCCAGAUGAAUUGUGCUGUGGUGGCGCUGGCCAUCCUCUAUGGCUUCUGCAUCAUCCCCGAGAACAUCUGCAACAUCGUCACUGUUUACAUGGGGGCUGCCGUGCCUAGGAGGACCCUGGACAUCCUGCAUCUGGUCAGCCAGCUGCUGCUGUUCUGUAAGUCUGCACUGACGCCCAUCCUGCUGUUCUGCCUGUGCCAGCCAUUCACCAGGGCCUUCCUGGAUUGCUGCUGCUGCUGCUGGGAGGGGUGCGGCCCCCCUCGUAACGGCGACGUAGAAAACGAAGGAACCCCCACUGAGCUGGAGCUCUCCCCGUUCAGCACCGUCCACGGGGAGCCCUCCACCUCAGCGGCGUACACGGUGUUGGGGACCCACUGCUGACCGACUGGUUGGAUUCUGAGAUGUGGAGCUUCUUCAUGACAGCAGAUGGACUUGUGAAGUCUGUCAUGUCACACUGGAAAAAAAAUGAAAUCUAGAUUAAUAAGUAGUCAUUUUUUCUUAAAGAAAGUGAUUUUGUUCUUGAAUUGAGGAGAUAAAAAUUAUAUUUUGAAAAUAAAAUAAGACAAUUUACAUUUGA
Messenger RNA from Cyprinodon tularosa, 2051 nucleotides. Its product is annotated as prosaposin receptor GPR37-like. The transcript has 2 exons. The record is from RefSeq and is a predicted model, not a curated record. Gene Ontology annotation, biological process: positive regulation of MAPK cascade; adenylate cyclase-inhibiting G protein-coupled receptor signaling pathway. Gene Ontology annotation, molecular function: G protein-coupled peptide receptor activity; prosaposin receptor activity. NCBI's taxonomy places the organism in Eukaryota, Metazoa, Chordata, Actinopteri, Cyprinodontiformes, Cyprinodontidae. Gene Ontology annotation, cellular component: signaling receptor complex; plasma membrane. Bases 221 to 1855 code for a protein of 544 amino acids.